AUGUACCAAAUGAUACAAGAAGUCAAGACAAUCCUAACAUACACAAAUGCCACUCCAUACAAGUCCAAAGCGAACAGAUACUACUGCGCGUACUGCUCCACAGAAGGUCCUUUCUUCAAAGAGGCUGACGAGCUCAGAACUCACACGAGAACAGAGCACGUUAACGAUAGAACCCACAAAAUUGAAUAUGCACUAAGACCGCACUGGAUGAACGAAACCUUGAAACUAGAUAUUGAUAAUUUGUUAUGCAACGUAUGUUGUACGCCAUUGUCAACGUGGAAUGACAUGUUUAAACAUCUAAAAGUACAGCAUAAAAUUAUCUUAGAUCAAGCGUACACUCGGGUUAUACCAUACGUUCUGACAAAUGACUUACAUUGCGCGCUGUGUAAGGAAGGCUUCACUAAUUAUAUGCAGUUAGACGGGCAUAUGAACGCGCAUUACAAUAACUACGUUUGCGAGGACUGUGGUGAUACAUAUUUAGCUGCAAAUAGGUUGAAACAGCAUAAGAAGAUCCAUGAUAUCGGCAAAUAUCCGUGCGGUUUGUGUUCCAAAAUGUUUAGUUUAGAAAAGUACAGGAAAAAGCACGAAGAACUUGUUCACAAACACGCGACUAAGUUUAAAUGCUGGUACUGCGACGACCGUUUCUCUGGAGAAUAUUUAAGACACCUUCACAUUCUGGAGAAGCAUAAAGAGAAAGUUAAGAAUAUUACCUGUGAAGUGUGUGGCAAGACUUUUACAUGGCGGCCCUACUACGUCACACAUAUGCGCAGAAAACAUAUGGAGGAUCCCAAGAAGUUCAGUUGUCAAGAGUGUGAUAAAAAGUUCUUCCAACCGUUUGAGUUGAAGGAACAUAUGUUGCGACACACGGGGGAGAAACACUUUCCUUGUAAGCUAUGCAAUAAAAGGUUUAUUUCCUCAGGGUCUCUGAAACAUCAUUACUAUUGGCACAAGAAAAAAGAUGGCGUACAAUUUAUUAAUGUUAUUGAUUAG
This is a messenger RNA of Arctia plantaginis, 990 nucleotides long. NCBI's taxonomy places the organism in Eukaryota, Metazoa, Arthropoda, Insecta, Lepidoptera, Erebidae. The record is from the annotation of a GenBank genome assembly.